This is a messenger RNA of Xylaria bambusicola, 1509 nucleotides long. Its product is annotated as amino acid/polyamine transporter I. Gene Ontology annotation, molecular function: transmembrane transporter activity. The record is from RefSeq and is a predicted model, not a curated record. Gene Ontology annotation, cellular component: membrane. Gene Ontology annotation, biological process: amino acid transport; transmembrane transport. The transcript is spliced from 4 exons. The coding region runs from base 1 to 1509 and encodes 502 amino acids. NCBI's taxonomy places the organism in Eukaryota, Fungi, Ascomycota, Sordariomycetes, Xylariales, Xylariaceae.
AUGGUCUCCGACGACCAGUUUCGCGGAUCCGAGUCCGAGUCGGCAGAUCAGUUGCUGUCGUCGCUAGGUUAUACUCCCGAAUUGGUUCGCACGCGGUCUACCUUCCAGGUCGCAUUUAUGUCCUUCGUCUUGGCUUCCGUUCCCUAUGGUCUUGCUACAACCCUCUACUACCCCCUGGUAUGCGGUGGCCCCGUCGACAUUAUCUGGGGCUGGGUCGGCGUCUCGCUCAUCAUUGUUUGUGUCGCCGCCUCGCUCGGAGAGAUCACGAGUGUCUAUCCAACAGCCGGCGGUGUUUACUACCAAGCUUUCAUGCUCGCGCCUGUGGACUACCGUCGGGUCUCGGCCUGGAUUUGCGGUUGGUUAUACGUCGUGGGCAACAUCACCAUUACGUUAUCCGUCAACUUCGCGACCGCGCUAUUCCUAGUGGGCUCCAUCAAUGUGUUCCAGACAGCUGAUGGACAAGACGUGUUGGCCGGUUCAGCCUACCAAGUCUUUCUGAUCUUCCUCGGCAUCACUUUGCUGUGCAACACUGUGUGUGCACUAUGCAACAAGUGGCUACCAAUCCUCGAUACCUUCGCUAUCUUCUGGACUUUUGCCGGCCUAAUUGCCAUCUUGGUGACUGUACUGGCUCUUGCCAAGAGUGGACGCCGUGACGCCAGUUAUGUGUUUACUCAUUUCGAGGUCAAUUCGGGCUGGACGCCCGGUUGGUCAUUCUUCGUUGGCCUAUUGCAUGCUGCCUACGCCACCUCUGCGACCGGCAUGAUCCUAUCCAUGUGCGAGGAGGUCAAGUCACCUGCCACCCAGGUGCCCAAAGCUAUGGUCCUGACUAUUCUGUUCAACCUGGGAGCUGGUCUGGUCUUCCUCAUCCCGCUUGUAUUCGUGAUUGACGACAUUCAAGAGCUUAUCUUACUCGCCCAGCCCGUCCCGGCCAUCAUCAAGGGCGCUGUAGGCCACGAGGGUGGUGCCUUUGCCUUGUUGAUCCCUCUUCUAGUCCUUGGUAUCCUCUGCGGUACUGGCUGCACUACUGCCGCAUCCCGCUCCGUUUACGCCUUCUCUCGUGAUGGCGCCAUUCCCGGCUCAGGACUAUGGAAGGUUGUUCAUCCCAAGCUUCAUGUUCCCUUCAAUGCCAUGAUGCUGAGCAUGGUGGUUCAAAUUGCCCUCGGCCUCAUCUACUUCGGUUCCUCAGCGGCCUUCAAUGCGUUUUCCGGUGUUGGAGUCAUUGCGCUCACUGCCGCCUACUGCGCGCCCAUCUUCGUAAGCAUGCUAGAGGGGCGCAAGACAGUGACCAAUGCUUCUUUCUACCUUGGUAAAUUCGGUUGGGCCGCCAACAUCAUCUCCGUUUCUUGGACUUUGCUUGUCAUUCCCCUUUUCUCCAUGCCGACCACUGUUCCCGUCCUUGAUCCCGGUCUAGCCAACUACGCCCCUGUGGUAUUCGUCGGGUUUACCUUGAUCUCGGUGGUUUGGUACUUGGCUUGGGGCCGCAAAAACUACGUCGGACCUCCGACUUAA